Molecule: messenger RNA, 1020 nt
Organism: Solanum dulcamara
Lineage: Eukaryota; Viridiplantae; Streptophyta; Magnoliopsida; Solanales; Solanaceae
Exons: 4
Coding region: 1-1020 (339 amino acids)
Source: RefSeq, a predicted model, not a curated record
AUGACAACGAGGAAUCAGACGAGACCUAAUUGUGCUAAAGUCAAAAUAGAGGUAGAUCUGAUUGCGAAAUUGCCACAAAAAAUUAGAAUAACGGAGGAAGAUGAUGUGACAGGGGUCAGAAUAACAGAGGAAGAUGAUGCAGCUGAAGAGUUCUACAUAAAGCAGUUUACAAAACAAGCAGAUAUGGAUUAUUUUGAAAUGCUGAAUGAACUACCAAUCGUGAUUAAUGGGGAAGAAAAAGAGCAACUUCAGGGAAUGUCUUUAGUAGAUGAAGUCAAAGAGACAGUUAUAAGACUAAAUAAGAAUGGUGCAGGAGGGUCGGAUAGAAUGACAGGAACUUUCAAUCAGCAAACAUGGGACAUCACUGGAGAGGACAUGUACAGUAUCAGGGAUUUUUUUGGAGGGGCAGAGCUGCCAAAGUUUAUAACCCAUAGGAAUUUAGUGCUCAUUUCUAAAAAAGUUAAUGUGAAUACUUUCUCAGAUCUUAUACCUAUCUCUUUAAAAUUUGUGCAAGGAAGGAGUAUAGCAGAGAAUGUGCUAUUAGUGCAAGAAAUCAUUGCUGAAAUCAGAAAAGAAAAGCCAUCAAAUCUAGUUGUAAAAUUGGAUAUGAUUAAAGCUUAUGACAGGGUAGAAUGGAUAUUCAUGACUAAGGGUGAUCCUCUCUCACCUACCCUGUUUAUAUUGGCAACUAAAGUUAUGUCUAGAUCCCUAAAUGCUCUUAUGGAGAAGAAAGACUUUAAGAGGUUUGGAAUGCCAAGAGGUAGUCUCAAAGUGAAUCAUUUAGCAUUUGCAGAUGAUAUGAUUAUAACGUGCAAGGCAGAAGUGAGAACAAUGCAGAUGAUUACAGAUACUUUGAAGAGAUAUGAAGAUACUUCUGGACAAAAAAUAAACAAGGAGAAGAGUGUUAUUUAUAUGCAUCAUUCUAUAGCAGGAGGAGAAGCAGUGAUAGUUGAGGUAGCAACAAGAAUCCUAAGAAAGGAAUUCCCUUUCACUUACUUGGGAUGCCCUAUAUUCUAUUAA